UCAGUUGGAUCAUAACACUCCUCUGGUACGGACGUGUUGCGGGGAAGUGCUCCGUGAUAUUUGAUCUUUAAAUAACGAUACAUAAUAGAAAUUUACCAGCUCGAGUCUUACGGUUCACUUAGUUCGAUUGCAAGAUGAAAAAUAAAUUGUGGAACGAAAAUAUGUGUAUAUAAUAGAAAGUAAUAGAAUGUACGGAUUUAGUUGAGUAAACGAAAGUUUUAUAGGUUAAUUUUAAUCUUGAGAUCCAAAGUGUUUGAACGAUAUCAAUCAAUGGGAUUGAUGAUAAGAGAGUAACUUUUAGAGUCAUUGUGGCACAGUGUUGUGAUAACUUAUUAGACAAGCUUGUCCAAAUAAUUACCAGUUCUAUGUGUGUGUUGCGUCUUCGUUGGCGUAAACAAAGGGAAAUUAUGUACGGAGUAUAAAGGGAAUUAGAGACGAAGAAUGUAAACAGCUAAAAAGAACAAAUUAUUACUGAUAAACAUUGGUUAUAUACUGGUGAUAAGGAAUGAUAAGUUUUGUUGCUUUUGAAAAGAAAAAAACAGCACGGAAUGUUAUGAAGAAAUUUAACUGAAGGAAAUUGUAUGAUUCCGGGUACUGUGUUACAUGGGCAUCAAAGGAUUCGCUUCGAUAGACUCCACCGACAAAGUUCGCGAAAUCGAAGUGACAAGUCGGUAGGCGGAUAAGGAAGGAAUCAUGGGGAUAAGAUGGCAUUGCAUUUGGAUCCUUAGAUUUGCUGCUAUUUUUCUUCUAUGCAUCAGCCAGUGAUCUUCACCGGCACUAGAGGAGUUUCAACAAUGUCUUUGAACGCGGGUGCCAAUAAAUGGGCCUCCAGGGCCGUGGUAGUACUGCAGUUGGCUGCCUGGAGUGCGGUCGGUGUUGUACUACUUCAGAAGGGCGUGAGUUCUUUGCAGAAAGUUCAGGAGCCGAGGAACAGUACCCUCGAGAGCAAUGCGACGACCAUGGAAAUAUUGAAAAUGGUCAAAUUGCAAGAGGAUGACGACCAGCUUGCUGUAAUACCAAUUGCUGUGAGCGAUAAUACGCGAAAUUCUGAGAGUGAUGAUAAACUUGGAAAUUUUGAAAAAAAUACAAAUAGUAAUUGGGGACAGAGUUUCGAUUCGAUGGAACUUGCGAAUUUUGAAACGUCUUUAAAAACGAGGGAUUCGUCGAAAGGCAUGAGAGGUUCCGCUAGGAAAAAUUCGAAUUCUUUUUCUGACUUUAACGAUCAAUCCAACAGAAAUUUUAUAAAUUCCGACCAGUCUACGUCCGUGCAAAGCAGUGAAAAUGUGUCAAAACAAGAAACGCACGACAAUGAAGACAAUACCGAUAAAAAGGACCCUGAUAUUUCACAGAAUUCAAAUUCCUCGGAAACCAAUAAUAAACGAGUUCCAGUGGAUGAUGAAAUCAUGAGAAAAUUCCACCAAGAAAUAACUAAAAAAACGGAAGAGAAUCGUUUGAAUUCACCAAUUAUCUCACACAAAGUGGAUGUUUUGCAAGAUUCGGGAAUCGCGGAUAUCCCACAAUCGUACAAAAAUGAAAAUCAAGAUAGUAAUGAUGCUGAAUCGAAUUCUAAAGAAAGUCAAUCGGUUAUGUCUGAAACAAGGAAAGAAAAUUCAUCCUGGGAAUCAAAAAGGAAGUAUCGAGUGACGAAGUUGAGCAGCGGCGGCGCUGCUGCUGCAGUUGCAAUGGUUGCCGUUGGUACGGUGAUGCUGGUGCUUGGUCCAGUAGUGAUUAUUUUAAGGGCUCUCGAUGAGAGACGUCAGGAACGCAGAUUUCUUAAAUUGUCUGGACAGGAUGAUUUGCCGCCGAGUUACGAACAAGCGACGCUCAUGGACGAAGCGCCGCGGUACUCGACGCUUUCUUUGAAUACAAUUUUUGGCCCACCGCCACCGCCAUCGCCAACACCAGCAACGUCUGCCAGAAGUCAUGCGGUCUGAUUUCAAAGUUCAAAAUGCAUAGUGCACAGUUCGUAUCGUGAAUCCUAAAAAAAAAAUCAAUGGUUCCUUCGAUAAGACAAAAUUUUUUAAUUGAAAUGUCAUAGACAGAGUUCUUAUGAUAAUGAUAUGAACAUGUCGUUAAAAGCGAAUGAUUCUUUCUCUUUGAAAAAUCUAUGACAAGUAUUAAAUAAGGGAAAUUUUUAAUGAAUGUCGGUGAAUAGUGAGUGAACAAAGUUUAAAUGUAAAAAUGACGUGAUGCAAUUUAAUUGUAGUUUACGAAAUGCCAUAUGGUGGACUAUGAUGACCUUUGUAAACUGCCAAUAUUUUCAUUGGGUCAAUUAACUAGUAGCGGGUCAAUGAAGAAUACAGUUGCAUGUAAUUCAAGGAGAGAUUUCGAGUAUACCCAAGAACUGAUAUAACGGGUGUACCAUUUAUUAAUUUUUCUCUCAAGCGAAAUAAAUAAUUCGUUAUCUCAGACCAGUCGGCAAAUAAUCUUUUUCUCAUAUUCAACACAGAUAUCCUAGAGUAGAAGUUUAAACUUUAAACUGUUAUAAAGGCGUUGACUAUCUUCAUUCGUAAUUAUCGUCAAUUGACCGUUUAAUUGACCUCGACACUUUGCCGAAUCAAGUGAGGCCACCCUUUAUAUCCGGUAAUCGAAUAAUUAUUGCAUAGAAUGCAUUGAAAUAUGACUGCAAUCUUACAAAAAGGACUUGAGUCCGUCCAUAUAGUUUAAAAAAAUAAAGUUGUUCUUUUGAAUCAUACAUUACCUAGUUAUUGUUUUCGUAUUCGUUAUUGCUUUUGCAUUUGUGUAUGCUACGUCACUUCCGUUGGAUUCGAGUUGAGAAUUACGAAAUUACAAAAUACAACGGGUGACUAUAUUUAUUUUAGCCGGUGCAUCAUCUCAGCCAUUUCUCUAAAUAGAAUAGCAGCCACGUGCAAUGAUUUCAUUCUCGCAUUUUUUUAUACUCUCUCUUUCGCCUCCAUUGAUGAAAUCAAGAAACUUGAGUAUGUUAUUGUUAUUGUUGAUUUUUUUUUCAUUUAUUUUACUCUGUCUGAAAUUCUAAAAAAAAAAAAUUAUUCUGUUUUCUAAAACAAUCUUAUUGAAGUAUGAUUAUUCUCUUUAUGCUUAGCAGAUAUACAUACACUUCUAACGAUAUUUCCACGAUUCUUUGGAUUCUUAAUGGACGCCGAGUAUUCUCCAAAAAUGUCUGAUGUAAAUAAUCGAACGUUUCCAAGCAUACAAUUUACGAAAAGAUGUAAUAUCUAAAGUACACCUAACUAGUCUGUAAUAUAUAUACAUAUAGCAACUUUCUAUAUUUAUAUAACGAUGAGUUUUCUAGCGAGCUAGGCCAGAGAGGGCCUCAAGGAAGUGCAUAAAUAUGUAACAUAAAAAGAAGAAAAAUCAUGCAUAGAUGAUGUACAAAAAAACAACUAAUAAAAUAGUUAUAAAAUUA
Cephus cinctus (wheat stem sawfly) is the source of this 3388-nucleotide messenger RNA. RefSeq lists its product as uncharacterized. The record is from RefSeq and is a predicted model, not a curated record. The transcript is spliced from 4 exons. The coding region runs from base 750 to 1934 and encodes 394 amino acids. Lineage: Eukaryota; Metazoa; Arthropoda; Insecta; Hymenoptera; Cephidae.